Drosophila subpulchrella is the source of this 423-nucleotide messenger RNA. RefSeq names its product protein transport protein Sec61 subunit gamma. Gene Ontology annotation, cellular component: membrane; Ssh1 translocon complex. The transcript has 2 exons. The coding region runs from base 92 to 409 and encodes 105 amino acids. Gene Ontology annotation, biological process: post-translational protein targeting to membrane, translocation; protein targeting. Lineage: Eukaryota; Metazoa; Arthropoda; Insecta; Diptera; Drosophilidae. The record is from RefSeq and is a predicted model, not a curated record. Gene Ontology annotation, molecular function: transmembrane protein transporter activity.
UCUCAACAGGCCUGUUGAAUUAGUUCAAUGCCCUGACUCAAAUACGUUUCACCGAAGCAAAGUUACAGAUUAUAAAUUCUUGAAUCUCAAUAUGGAGCAGCUACUUUCUCGUCGUCGCAGAUUGAGGCACAAAAGUGCCAAGAGGGGACUAACCAAGUACUUGCCCGAUAUCAAAUGCAAGUCUCUGGAAGGAGUGGGUCGAAAGAUUAAGGAUAAGCUGGGCUUCGUUUUGCCAUCAUCGGACUUCUACAAGAACUCCUUACGUUUCUACAAGCGUUGCACGAAACCAGAUCGCCAGGAAUUCCAGCGUAUUAGCGGGGCCAUUGGCGUGGGAUUCCUGCUCAUGGGCCUGAUUGGAUUCGCGGUCAAGCUGAUGCACAUUCCCAUUGUCAACAUUAUCAUGGACUGAACCAGAAAUCUUGA